Messenger RNA from Oryza sativa Japonica Group (Japanese rice), 1264 nucleotides. RefSeq names its product nudix hydrolase 14, chloroplastic. The record is from RefSeq and is a predicted model, not a curated record. Gene Ontology annotation, molecular function: ADP-glucose pyrophosphatase activity; ADP-ribose pyrophosphatase activity. Gene Ontology annotation, biological process: ribose phosphate metabolic process; nucleoside phosphate metabolic process. NCBI's taxonomy places the organism in Eukaryota, Viridiplantae, Streptophyta, Magnoliopsida, Poales, Poaceae.
GGGUGCGUGGAAUUUCUCUUCUCGGCGAGAUGGCGGCGGCGGCGGCGCGUCAGUGUCUGCUUGGAUUCCGACGAGCAGCGCCGCCGCCUCUCCCGCUCCUGAGCACGCGCGCUCCCUCUCCCGCUCCGUCCAGCCGCCGCGGCGCGCGCAUGGCCUCGUCCGGCGACCACGCGCCGCAGCUCAGCACCGCCGUCGCGGUGCCCGGCGCGGGCGCGCCCGUCCGCGUCGUGGCCGCGCCGGGCCUCACCGAGGCGGAUUUCACGAGCGCGGUGGAAUCCUCGCUGUUCAGGCAGUGGCUGAAGAACCUGCAGGAGGAGAAGGGGGUCCUCACCUACGGGAGGCUGAACCUGAGGCAAAUCCUCAUCCAGGGGGUUGACAUGUUUGGGAAACGCGUGGGGUUUGUCAAGUUCAAGGCUGACAUCAUCGACGAGGAGACCAAAGCCAAGAUUCCAGGAAUUGUAUUUGCAAGAGGGCCUGCUGUUGCUGUGUUGAUUCUUUUGGAGUCUAAAGGGCAAACUUACGCUGUUCUUACAGAACAGGUUAGAGUUCCUGUUGGAAAAUUUAUAUUGGAACUACCUGCUGGGAUGCUAGACGAUGAAAAGGGAGAUUUUGUUGGCACUGCAGUCCGUGAGGUUGAAGAAGAAACUGGAAUUAAGCUAAAUUUAGAGGAUAUGAUUGACCUUACUGCAUUGCUGAACCCUGACACUGGAUGCAGAAUGCUUCCUUCACCGGGUGGCUGCGACGAAGAGAUUGGGCUGUUCCUGUACAGAGGCCACGCCGACGAGGACACCCUUAGGGCUCUCCAAGGGAAGGAGACUGGGCUGCGCGACCAUGGCGAGCUGAUCAAGCUGCGGGUGGUGCCGUACAGCCAGCUGUGGCGCGCCACCGCCGACGCCAAGGCGCUCAGCGCCAUCGCCCUGUACGAGAUGGCCAAGAGGGAAGGCCUCCUGCCGUCGUCUCCGACGACCUCUCGCCGCCGUGGCAGCUCGUCGUCGGCCAACUUGUAAGAGCCAGUCAGCUAUAGCUAGCUAGCCGUGUGCUUUGUCAGAACAGCUAAUGAGCAGAGCGAGCCAAUUACUGUGGAGUGUGUGCCUUAAUACAACAGCAAGAUCGACCUGUGUAAAUGACUAAUUGCAUGCAUUUUGAUGUAGAAUAUGAGAAAUUAAUAAAGCGUAUGUAAACACCGUCAGUCACGCGGCAAACAGCUAUCUGCAUGAUAUACAUGACCAUCAGUUGCAACCCAUAGUCUGUUACUAUUUACCAA